AUGGCCACCACUGUCGGCCAGGACAUCUUCAGGCCCACCAAGUUUGGCGGCAAGUACACCGUCACCCUGAUCCCCGGUGAUGGUAUCGGUGCCGAAGUCUCCGAGUCAGUCAAGCAGAUCUUCAAGGCCGACAACGUCCCCGUCGAGUGGGAGCAGGUCGAUGUCACCGGUAUCGAGACUGGCGACAAGCACUCCGAGGAGCUGUUCAGAGAGUCGAUUGCUUCGCUCAAGCGCAACAAGCUCGGUCUCAAGGGUAUUCUCCACACUCCCGUCGAGCGCUCCGGUCACCAGUCUUUCAACAACAUCCCCGGCUACGAGACCCGCCACAAGAACGUCGACUUCUGCAUCAUCCGUGAGAACACCGAGGGAGAGUACUCUGGCCUCGAGCACCAGUCGGUCGAUGGCGUCGUCGAGUCGCUCAAGAUCAUCACCCGCGCAAAGUCGGAGCGCAUCGCCAAGUUCGCCUACGCUUUCGCCCUCGCCAACAACCGCAAGAAGGUCACCUGCAUCCACAAGGCCAACAUCAUGAAGCUGGCCGACGGUCUGUUCCGCAACACCAUCAAGAAGGUCGGCGAGGAGUACCCCACCAUCGAGACCAACGACAUGAUUGUCGACAACGCCUCGAUGCAGUGUGUCUCCAGACCCCAACAGUUCGACGUCAUGGUCAUGCCCAACUUGUACGGAGGUAUUCUCUCCAACAUUGGAGCUGGUCUCGUUGGUGGUCCCGGUAUCGUUCCCGGAUGCAACAUGGGUCGUGAUGUUGCCGUCUUCGAGCCCGGCUGCAGACACGUCGGUCUCGACAUCAAGGGCAAGGACCAGGCCAACCCCACCGCUCUCAUCCUCUCCGGAAGCAUGCUCCUGAGACACAUUGGUCUCGACGACCACGCCAACAGAAUCUCCAAGGCCGUUUACGAUGUUAUCGCUGAGGGANCCCGCACCCGUGACAUGGGCGGCAACUCGACCACUCAGGAGUUCACAAGAGCCAUUCUUGGCGCCAUGGAGAAGCAGUAA
Molecule: messenger RNA, 1011 nt
Organism: Aureobasidium uvarum
Lineage: Eukaryota; Fungi; Ascomycota; Dothideomycetes; Dothideales; Saccotheciaceae
Source: the annotation of a GenBank genome assembly